This is a messenger RNA of Colletes gigas, 2363 nucleotides long. RefSeq names its product PI-PLC X domain-containing protein 2. Lineage: Eukaryota; Metazoa; Arthropoda; Insecta; Hymenoptera; Colletidae. The record is from RefSeq and is a predicted model, not a curated record. Gene Ontology annotation, molecular function: phosphoric diester hydrolase activity. The coding region runs from base 482 to 1477 and encodes 331 amino acids. The transcript has 2 exons. Gene Ontology annotation, biological process: lipid metabolic process.
AUACGGUAGCAGUAGACCAGAUUUUAAGAUUUGCUAAAAUUACCAAAUGUAGAGUUGCGUCUAGAAUAUAUUAAGUAGUCGAUGCGAUUUUAAACCGUUAGAAAAGAAAGCUAACAUUCGAAACAUCCAACGAAUAAAUAAACGCUACAUGUGUUGGUAAUAUUGCGUUUUACAAAUUGGAUUCAUUCUCGCAGUUAACUUCUGGAUUGUAAAAAAGAGGGACGCUGAAUAAUCCGAUGGCCAUGAGGUUAGGUUCUAUGAAUCGGCACCGUACGGUCGUUCCCGUGUCGGAAGACUGUGCAAGGUGAUUGGUAUGAUAUCAUCGUGGGAAUAUUAAUUCGUGAAAAACGAUAUAAAGGAUGGCGAUUAUCGGUUAACGAGUCAUUCGACGUAGAUGGCGUACACUUACAUAUGCGGUUCCUUUACGCGCGAUCAUUCGUUGAUUUCGGCGUAUGGAUUCCAAAACUAAACAUUCGAAAGAAUGGAAUACAAAAGUGUUUAUCCGCGAAAAGCGGAAGGGAAGGAAGUCGCUUCGAACGAGCAGCUAGAGUACUGGAUGACUCGACUUCCGGAAGCUUUGAAGGAUGUACCCAUAAUACACCUGGCGAUACCCGGUUCCCACGAUACGAUGACUUACACCAUAAAUCGACGUAAUGACGUGGGUCCCGACGAGCCAAAGUACAUCAGGGCUCUCGGCCGUUACUGCUCGCUCCUCUCAAAACCCAUUAUUUUUAAUUGGUCUAUUACCCAACACGACGUUAUCAAGGAUCAGCUGAACGGUGGUAUCCGAUAUCUAGACUUACGCGUAGCCACAAAACCAACGAACGGGGAUAUUUAUUUCCUCCACGGUUUGUACGGAUCGACGAUCUAUCAACCGUUGCAGGAAGUAGCAGAAUGGUUAACCUCGCACAGCAAUGAAAUCGUAGUCUUAGAUUUUCAACACUUUUAUUCGUUCUCAGAAACGGACCAUCGACAUCUGGUAGACACAAUUUUCCGUAUAUUUCAGAGAAGUCUGUGCCCGAUAGCUUCUAGCUUCGAUCAUAUAACGCUGCGCCGGCUUAAUCUAGAAAAGUAUCAAGUGAUCGUUAUUUACAGAAACGCUUACGCAAAAAAUUACUCGAAUUUGUGGCCAAGCGGUCUGUGGCUUACGCCGUGGCCGAACACCGUUCGCGUCGACGAACUCGUCGAUUUCUUGAACAAGGAAUUGCAAACGCGAAAUCCGAACAUUGGCUUCGUGUCGCAGUGUAUUUUAACUCCAGACGUUCCUUACGUAUUGAAGCACAUAUGCGGAACACUGCAGAGGGAUUUAGUACCAGCAUGUAGAAAAGUAAUUCUUUCUUGGAUAAAUGAGAAACGACCUGGUCGGGGCGGAUUGAACAUUGUUAUAGCUGACUUCGUGUCGGACGAUAACUUUUUAUUUUGUAAGACGGUCAUCGAAUGUAAUAAAAAAUUCUUCAAUUCACAAUAUACCACAUGAAAAAAAAAGUAUUCGUACAGGGGGCAAAUGUAAAAAGAAGUUUAUGUAACCCCGUUUAUUAGUAAACGUUCUUAAACAAAUUUAUUAAUAAACUUGGUCACGUCAAGUUCUUCUCUCUCGAAUUACUCGCUGUACGAGAAUUAACUGUAUAAUGUUCGUAACGUCCGAUGCAAGCUGAUUGUGAUAAAUUAGUUUUUAAAUAUUAUUUUAGUACGCACUUUCAAUGCAAAAGCACAUUAAGUAUUCUAAGAGAAACGUCUCUUUAUAAUUGUAACAAAGAACAUAAUAAAUCUGUGAAAUAUACUCGAGUAAAAAUCUAUAUUUCGUUCUAACCCCUUUGUAUAAUUCCUAACUUUGGUAACAGUAAUCAUAACGUUAAAUAUCACAGAAUGUCACGUAUUGCUUCUUUGUAGUAUUCAACCUACAUGAAUAUGGCAUUAAAGAAUAAGAUGUAAGAUUUCCAUGCAUCGAAUACUUUCUAGUCUGUAAUGCUAUUAACAUUAGAGUUCCGAAAUUUAAGUAUUUAUGGAGACCUCACGUGAACAAUAUCUAUAGUAUUUGUUGAGUCGUGUCGGUUUUUUUGAUUGUUUACUUGGACACGAUGCUGUGUCUGAGUGUAUUGAUGUGGUAUGUACCAAUGCUUUCCAAAAUAGGACAUCUACAAAAGUUGGAAAUUAAGGAAGCUGAGUGAAAAAUGAUAUACGAUUCGAGAGUGUAUUAGUGUGUAUUGUAAUUGCAAGUACAGGUGCUCUGUAUCGACCGAUCAGCGUAUUUUGUUGCUUACAAAAAUUUGUUACCUCAGUGUGGGCGUGAUUAAACUGAUGAGACCUAAAUCUAAGGAUCGAUUGGCUGCAACGGAUAUCUAAUUUGUUCGAAGGAGAAGGAA